Molecule: messenger RNA, 945 nt
Organism: Perognathus longimembris pacificus (Pacific pocket mouse)
Lineage: Eukaryota; Metazoa; Chordata; Mammalia; Rodentia; Heteromyidae
Product: olfactory receptor 11H12-like
Exons: 1
Coding region: 1-945 (314 amino acids)
Biological process (GO): G protein-coupled receptor signaling pathway
Cellular component (GO): membrane
Molecular function (GO): G protein-coupled receptor activity; olfactory receptor activity
Source: RefSeq, a predicted model, not a curated record
AUGAAUGCCUCUGUACCCGAUUCCACCUUUGCAUCUGUAAGAGAAUUUGUGCUCCAAGGUUUCUCUUACACGUGGGAGGUCCAAGUCCUCCUCUUCUCCCUCUUCACUACAAUAUACACCCUCACCCUAACAGGAAAUGGGGCUAUUGUCUGUGCCCUGUUGUGUGACCAGCGACUCCACACCCCCAUUUACAUCUUCCUGGGGAAUUUCUCCUUUCUAGAGAUUUUGUAUGUCUCUUCUACAGCCUCCAAGAUGUUGGUGAACUUCCAUUCGGAGAAUAAAACCAUCUCCUUUGCUGGGUGCUUCCUCCAGUUCUAUUUCUUUUUCUCAUUGGAUACAUCUGAAUGCUUUCUUUUGACUGUCAUGGCCUUUGAUCGGUACCUAGCUAUCUGCCAUCCCUUGCAUCACCCGAAUAUAAUGACUGGGACUUGCUGUGCCAAACUGGUCAUUAUCUGCUGGAAUUGUGGGUUCCUGUGGUUCUUAAGCCCCAUUGCUUUCAUCUCUCAGGUGCCCUUUUGCAACCCAAAUAUUACUGACCACGUUGUGUGUGACCCAGGGCCACUCUUUGCAUUGAUGUGUGUCUCUUCCCCAAGAACUCAACUGCUUUGCUACACCCUCAGCUCAUUAGUUAUCUUUGGUAACUUCUUUAUUCUUGGGUCCUAUACUCUUGUCCUAAUAGCUGUGUUGCCAAUGCCUUCAGCCACUGGGAGACAUAAAGCCUUCUCCACGUGUGGGUCUCAUCUGACUGUGGUAUCACUGUUCUAUGGUUCUCUCAUGGUCAUGUAUGUGAGCCUAGGACUUGGACACUCUGCUACGAUGCAGAAAGUUGCAACUUUGUUCUAUGCUAUGGCGACCCCACUUUUUAAUCCCUUCAUCUACAGCCUUCACAGUAAGGAGAUAAAGACAGCCCUGAGAAGAGUUCUGGGGAAUCUCAAUGUAAGUUAA